AUGGCCGACAAUCUGGACAGAGUGUGGUGGAAAGAUGGAGUGGUCUAUCAAAUCUACCCGGCGUCUUUCAAGGACUCAAAUGGAGACGGAUUAGGGGAUAUACCGGGCAUCAUCAGCAAGUUGGACUACAUCCAGAACCUGGGUGUUGAUAUCAUUUGGGUUUCCCCAAUGUUUGAGAGUCCACAGAUUGACAUGGGAUACGACGUCUCAAACUAUGAGGAGGUCUACCCCCCGUACGGCACAGUCAAAGACAUGGAGAAGCUCAUUGAAGCUUGCCACAAGAGAGGAAUGAGACUGGUCUUGGACCUCGUUGUCAAUCACACCUCUGAUCAGCAUGCCUGGUUCAAGGAGUCACGAUCCUCCAAGGACAACCCGAAGCGUGACUGGUACAUCUGGAAGCCUCCUCGUUACGCCGAAGAUGGAACACGCCUUCCACCGACGAACUGGCGGAGUUACUUCUCAGGCAGUGCGUGGGAGUAUGACGAACAUACAAACGAAUAUUAUCUUCAUCUGUUUGCCAAGGAGAUGCCGGACCUCAACUGGGAGAGUGAAGAGUGCCGCAAAGCCAUUUACGACAGCGCCAUGCGCUUCUGGUUGGAUAAGGGCGUGGAUGGCUUCCGAGUUGACUGUGUGAACAUGUACUCGAAGUCCACAGAAUUUCUCGAUGCUCCCAUCGUUGACUCACGCUUCUACGAGCAGCCGGCAUGGUGCUAUUAUGCCAACGGGCCACGCAUGCACGAGUUCCUGCGCGAGAUGAAUGAAAAGGUGCUCAACCGCUACGACGCUAUGACCGUCGGCGAGUUACCGCACACUCCCGACCCGAAGAGGGUGCUCGACUAUGUUGGGCGCAAAGAUAAGCAGCUCAGCAUGGUGUUCCAGUUCGACAUUGUAGACAUCGGCCAAGGUGGCACCCAUAAGUACCAUUUUGAGGAGUGGAAGCUACCUGUGCUGAAGAAGAUUGUCGAAAAGUGGCAACGCUUCAUCGAGGGCACUGAUGGAUGGACAACAUCCUUCUGCGAGAACCACGACCAAGGCCGUUCCAUUUCACGCUUCGCCUCCGACGCUCCCGAAUACCGCGUCCUCUCGGGCAAGAUGCUCUCGCUGAUGAUGUGCUCUUUGACGGGAACCCUCUUCAUCUACCAAGGCCAAGAGAUCGGCAUGAUCAACGUGCCCAAGGACUGGCCCAUCGACUACUACCAGGACAUCGAGUCGGUCAACUUUUACAAGCUAAUGGCCGCCAAGACCAACAACGACCCCGAGGAGAUGGCGUACGUAAUGCGCAGCCUCCAGACACUGAGCAGAGAUAACGCCCGGAUACCUAUGCAGUGGGAUGACAGUCCGUAUGCUGGGUUCACUGAAAGGAAGGAAGGUGCCUGGGCGCACGUCCACGACCUGUAUCCCGAGAUCAACGUGGCCAAGCAACUCGACGAUCCGAAUUCGACGCUCAGCUUUUGGAAAGACAUGAUCCGUUUCCGCAAGCAACAUAGCGAGGUGCUGGUGCAUGGAACGUUCGAGGCGUGUGAUAUCGAGAAUGAGAAGACGUUUGUGUUCGUCAAGAGAUUCGGAGGUAAAGGGGUUGUAGUUGCUCUGAACUUCAGCAAUGAGGAGCAGGAGGUGGUGUUGCCGGAGCAUGAAAAGGAGUUGAAGUUGAUGGUCGGAAACUAUGGAAACGAAGAAGGGGGGAAGGGCAAAAGGACAAGGUUGAGGCCAUGGGAGGGAAGAUUGUACAUGGCUGGAGGUGAUGCUUGA
This is a messenger RNA of Neurospora tetrasperma FGSC 2508, 1749 nucleotides long. RefSeq names its product alpha-glucosidase. Bases 1 to 1749 code for a protein of 582 amino acids. Gene Ontology annotation, biological process: oligosaccharide catabolic process. The record is from RefSeq and is a predicted model, not a curated record. The transcript is spliced from 5 exons. Gene Ontology annotation, molecular function: alpha-amylase activity. NCBI's taxonomy places the organism in Eukaryota, Fungi, Ascomycota, Sordariomycetes, Sordariales, Sordariaceae.